AUGGGGUUACUCCUUCUACCGGCUGUGGCUCUCGCCGCACUUUUCGUCUACUAUGUACUGUUCCCAAAGAAGCAGACAGGUCUGCCUCUUCCACCUGGGCCCAAGCCCCUCCCUGUUGUCGGUAACCUCUUCGACCUCCCACCCGCCGGCACAGCAGAAUACAAGCACUGGGCCAAGCACAAGGAACUCUAUGGACCCAUCAGCUCUCUCAACAUCCUCGGCCAGCCCAUGAUCAUCCUCAACAGCCCCGAUGCUAUGCACGAACUUCUUGAGAAGAGGUCGACCAAGACCUCUUCCCGACCUAGUGCAACGUUUGGAGGCGAGCUUUGUGGUUUCAAAGUUAUGCUUCCUCUUAUCCCUUACGGUGACCAAUUCCGAUACUAUCGCAAGCUGGUGCACCAGCAGAUGGGUACCAAGUUGAUCUGCUCUGAAUUCAGAGACACUCAGGAUCUCGAGUCCCUCCGUUUCCUUAUCAGAACGAUUGAAAGACCCGAGGAAUUCCAAAAGCAUAUCAAGACUGAAGCCACUGCCAUUAUCUUGCGAAUCAUCUACGGAUACAGUAUCGAGCCCCGUAAAGUCGAUCCUCUUGUCAGCCUCAUCGAGACCAUGAUGAUCCAUUUCUCCGAGGCCUUUGUGCCCCUCUCCUGGGCUGUCGACAUCUUCCCUGGCCUCAACAACCUCCCUGACUGGUUUCCCGGUACCGGAUUCAAGAAGACCGCCAGGGAAUGGCGACGUAUCACCGACCAAUCUCUAGACGUCCCUUACGACUUCGUCAUGAAGCAAAUGUCAAGCGGAACGAACCGACCUUCAUAUGUCUCGAAACUCAUGAGCGGCUCUUUCAAGAACGAGGACGGAAGUGGAAAGCCUACAAAGGAAGAUAUCGACGCUGUCAAAGCCACUGCUACUAUCAUGUACGGUGGAGGUGCUGAUACUACCGUGUCCACUAUCAGUAGUUUUGUUCUUGCCAUGAUUAAAUUCCCUGAAGUUCAAAAGAAGGCGCAGGCAGAGAUUGACCGUGUGACUGGAGGUGAACGACUGCCCACCUUUGACGACGAGAAGGAUAUGCCUUACCUGCGAGCUCUGUGCAAGGAAGCUCUUCGAUGGAUGCCUGUUGUUCCUACUACCACCACCCACAUGACUGAAGAAGAGCUUGAGUAUGGAGGAUACCGUAUUCCCAAGGGAACCUACCUCAUCCCAUCCACCUGGGCUCUCCUUCACGAUCCCGAAGUUUACACUGACCCAUCUGCCUUUGAGCCCGAGCGAUAUAUCGAGCCUCGAAACGAACCUGAUCCCGCUGAGUAUGCCUUUGGAUACGGACGAAGAAUCUGCCCCGGUCGUUAUUUGGCUGAAGAUAGUGUCUUCAUGACUUGUUCACGACUAUUGGCCGUCUUUAACAUGGGCAAGGCUGUUGAUAAGGAUGGAAAGGAGAUUGACGUUGUCAUGGACGGUACACCUGGACUCAUCAGCCACCCUGUCGAUUACGCUUACAGCAUUACACCUCGAAGCGCCAAGCAUGUCGAGUUGGUGCGAGCUGCUGAGAGGGCGCACCCUUGGGAGGAAAGCGAUGCUCCUCUUUUGCCUAAAGAUUCUCUUGUUUAG
Fusarium venenatum is the source of this 1599-nucleotide messenger RNA. Its product is annotated as cytochrome P450. Gene Ontology annotation, molecular function: oxidoreductase activity, acting on paired donors, with incorporation or reduction of molecular oxygen; monooxygenase activity; heme binding. The record is from RefSeq and is a predicted model, not a curated record. Lineage: Eukaryota; Fungi; Ascomycota; Sordariomycetes; Hypocreales; Nectriaceae.